ACUUUAGGGCUGACUUGAAUAAUGUUAUUAACUCAGUGACUUGACUCACUCAUAAUUGCUACAUCAUCAUCUACAACUUUCUCGAAUCUUCACAAACAUUUUAUAUAAGAGAGAGAGAUAGAGGAGGAAACUACACAUCCCGGCCGAGUACAGAUACAUAACUGUGACCCCUAGAGACGCUAUACGGCUGAUGGACCUGGUGAAGAGCACAGUACUGUAAUAUAUUUAUAAGAAGAAAGAGCGUGGUUGUGGUGAUGGCAUCAACGGGGAUAUCCGUCAAGAGAGACCAUUAUGAGCGAGAAGAAGGACGCGCCAUGAACGGGGAUGAGGACGCCGGCUACCAGGUGGAGCUGUUUGUUUACGACCUGAGCCGCGGCCUGGCCAAGACCAUGUCCCCAGCCUUCCUAGGGAAGCAGAUUGAAGGUAUCUGGCACACUGGCGUCGUGGCCUACGGGAGGGAGUACUUCUUCGGCUCUGGCGGUAUAGAGUCUUGCCGACCGGGAGGGACCAUCCUGGGCGACCCAGACCGUGUUGAGGACCUGGGACAGUCACAAGUGCCAUACCAACUCUUCCUUGAGUAUAUAUUUGGCCUCGGCGAGGGUACCUACAAACCCGGUGCAUACGACUUAUUCAAGCAUAACUGCAACAACUUCAGUGACGAAGUGUCUCAGUUCCUGUGUGGCCACGGGAUACCCAAACACAUCCUCCAGCUUCCAGAUGAAGUCCUCAACACUGCGGUCGGAGAGAAUCUUAAAACAGUUUUAAAGGACCUGGAUAUAAAGUGUACUGGCUCCAGAAAAGUCAACUUUGCAAACUUCAACAACAACUUGCAGAGUUACAUCCCAACAGAAGUUACAUCAAGAAGGCACGACGACGAACGUGAGUUGGAAGAACUUAACAACGCCAUCGACCAAGUCAGACUACAGGGAAUUAAACUCGAGGAUCGCAGAAACUCAAUAAACGAAAAAGUUAUCAGAAAAGAGAAGAAAAAGAAAGACAGGAAAGAAAAGAAAGAGAAAAAAGAGAAAAAGGAAAAAAAAAAGAAAUCCAAAUCUUCCAGCGGAGAAAAUUUAGAAGAUAGUAAAAGGAAAAGGCAGAGUAUUGUGGAGACUAUAGAACAGCAACAAAACUCUCCGUCUUGCUCAGGUCUCCAGUCUGCGACACACUCUCGGCACAACUCUGAGGGCGAGAGUCCACCCCAGAUCUUAUCAGACCCACUUCAGGAGGUAACACAGUCUCUCGCUGACUUCAACCCAAGUUUAGCAUCUGUAGAGAACUCGAGUAGUGGAGAGAUCGUAUCGACAGAACCCGAGCCAUUUGAGCGCCUGCCGUCCCCAACCAGCAGAGGAACAACACCCCCGCCACAGGACAGAUUGUCGGUAACAGAAACAACAACAGAAGCAGCUGCAGAGAUAGCAACAGAAACAGCAACAGAGACAGCAACAGAAACAGCAACAGAAACAGCAACAGAAACAGAAACAGAAACAGUAGCAACAACAGAAUCUAACACGAUGGCAGACUCUACACCUGAAGUGCUGCCCGAAGAAGUCACACCCGCACCUCCCGAGGGAUCCGAUGCCCCGGACAGAGACUCUCCUCCUGUACAGCCUGAGCCAGAGGUUGAACGUGAACCUCCCAUUGUCUUCAAAGAUGAACUGGAUGCUCACGUCGAGUUUGAUGGACUGGUGGCUGCCUGUGCACACCUCCUGUCCCCAGAAGAACAGGGACAUAUGGAGGAAUUGAGAGCAUAUGUUGUUGAAGAUGAAGGUUCAUGGGCGCUUGGUGAAAACUUCAGUAUCCUGUUUGCCCGGGUGCUUCAUGAUCCCACCAUCCCAGAUGAGGCUCGUUUACACCUUGUUCGCAUCAUGGCUGCUGCUGCCCUCAAGGAUGAUGUCAUCCUCCUUCUUCACCAGGAUCGCCGUGACCACACCAUCAUGAAUUAUGCCAACAAGGUUGAAGGUCUUGCACCUGCACAUCAGGAAUCUCUUGCUUUGUUUUUCUGUAAUAUGUUUGAGCACCCGAGUCCUUCAGAGUGGCUGCUGUACAUCAGUGAGUGGCAUGACGGAAAUCAGCAAGCCAGCAACAUCCGUGUUACUACAAAGGUGGCAGUCAAUGCCCUCCUUCAUUCCAAUGCUAAGGUGCAAGAGUAUGGAUCAGCCAUUAUGUACAACCUGGGAACUAAAGAGGUGAAGACAGUUGUGUUUGAUGAUGUUGCCCCUGAGCUGGCCAUGGCAAUCCUUCAGUUCUUCAACAGUCACCCUCCAGAGGAGCUCUUGUGGCGUACAAUGACUGCUCUCUGCAGAUUCUGCUACUCCUCUACUGAGGUGCCAGCCCUUAUCAAGAUGAUCGGCCCUGAGCCAUCAACCUUCAAAGGUGUUAGUGAGCGCAUUGACGGUGUUAUUGAGGAAAUUGACGCAAAACUAAGCCGAGUCCGAGUGUUCUAGAUUCUUUCCUAUUUGAAAUAGACAAAAUUACAUUUGCAUUGUAAAUGAGAUGUGUACAGUAUAUGAUUACAUAGAUGACUUUGUCUUUUGUAAUGAUGAUAAUAAUUUUGUUCUUUUAUCCUUGCCUAAUGAAUAACAAAAUUACUUUUAUAAAGUAUUUGGGAAAAAUAUAAAGCUUUAUCCGAGACUUUUAUUAUCUACUUACGUGAUGAUCCCCCAUCUUGGGGAAGAAGAUAGUAAUUGCUUAACUAAUAAUUUGUACUUUCUGCUGCAAAGGAACCGAUCAUUACUUGACAUUGUUUAUGGUUUACUGUAUGUGUAGACAGGAAAAAGAUUUCUAUUGUUAUUAAAUAUGAUGUUUUUUAUCUUUAAUAUAAGUUCCAAUUUUUACAUCUAAUAUAUUCAAUAUUUUAUGAACAGAUUGUAACGCUUUAUAACCACACUUCAUGACAGUGCAUUACUCUGAUUUGUUUGUUAUUUUAAGUACUUUUAUACUUUCCUUUAACCAGCACUGAAUUGAUGCUUUAAAGAAUGAAGUUUGUGUGACAGGAAUAGCACUUUAAGUGACUUGUCAACUACUGUACUGUACGCUUUAAUAAUGUGAUGUUUGGUAACUUAUUGUAUGAGGAAGAUAUAUGGUUUGGAUUAAUAUAUUUCCAGCGAAAGGUUAAUUUUGCCUUUGCUUUUGUUAUGCAGAAAACUUUAAGGGAAAAAUGGCUUUGUGAAUAGAAUUUUGGUAUGAAGAAUGAAUGAAUAAUCUUGUUUAUAUAUUUGCUUUUGUAUUCUUGAUAGAGGUAGAUGAUGACAUUUUGUAUACUUUCUGUAUGGGUAGAUUAUACACUAAAUUAAACUUUCAUCUUUUA
This is a messenger RNA of Homarus americanus (American lobster), 3307 nucleotides long. RefSeq lists its product as uncharacterized. Bases 255 to 2444 code for a protein of 729 amino acids. Gene Ontology annotation, molecular function: peptidase activity. The transcript is spliced from 12 exons. NCBI's taxonomy places the organism in Eukaryota, Metazoa, Arthropoda, Malacostraca, Decapoda, Nephropidae. Gene Ontology annotation, biological process: protein modification by small protein removal. The record is from RefSeq and is a predicted model, not a curated record.